AUGGCCGUGCAGGAGCUACCGGAGCUUUCAUGUCCGACCACCAUGUCGUCGCCGCGUGUUCCUAGAUUGACCAUGGAUAUCGACGGAUGGUGUUGCUUUCGUCGUAGGUGGAGAAGAGGCUGCAAGACAUUGACGGCAGCGCCGUCAAAAGCUGCGGCGAGCGGUUGUGCGACCACGGACGGGCGAUCUGUGAGCUUCCGGAGGUGGCGGCUAGACAGGUGCUGCUUUUUGUCGGUGUCGGUUGUGCGUGUCGGUAGCCGGAUUGCGACGUCGGGAUCACUGGAAAUUACGCCGGCGGUCGGAGAUGCCUUCUAG
This is a messenger RNA of Striga asiatica, 315 nucleotides long. The record is from the annotation of a GenBank genome assembly. NCBI's taxonomy places the organism in Eukaryota, Viridiplantae, Streptophyta, Magnoliopsida, Lamiales, Orobanchaceae.